Messenger RNA from Pestalotiopsis fici W106-1, 4710 nucleotides. RefSeq lists its product as uncharacterized. Gene Ontology annotation, molecular function: catalytic activity; phosphopantetheine binding. Bases 1 to 4710 code for a protein of 1569 amino acids. Gene Ontology annotation, cellular component: cytoplasm. Lineage: Eukaryota; Fungi; Ascomycota; Sordariomycetes; Amphisphaeriales; Sporocadaceae. Gene Ontology annotation, biological process: secondary metabolite biosynthetic process; amino acid activation for nonribosomal peptide biosynthetic process. The transcript has a single exon. The record is from RefSeq and is a predicted model, not a curated record.
AUGACUUCGCACAUGACUGUCUUGUACGAGAUAUCCAGAGUUCUCGAGAGGCCCUUGUCACUCCUACAUCUUGCCUCUAGCUUUACUCAGAAUGGCGGAGACUCGCUGUCAUCUAUGCAGCUUCAGAGCGCGCUCAGAAAACAACAUAUACACCUGUCCGUCGGAUCAAUACUGGCAGCAACUAACCUGCUCCAGUUGAUUGAUGAAAGUACGCAUAACCCUGAGCACAUUGAAGACGCUGGUCCGAUCGCGGCGCCUCUUCAGAGGAUGGAACACAAGCGUUUACAAGCCCUGGAGCAACCCAAGAAGCCUCUGUGCCGACCACAGCAUGCAGAGGCAGGUCCAGGCGAUGAAAAGGCCAUCGAAAGACAUCCUAUGACAGAGAUGCAAUUGUCCUUGGUACAAUCAACUCGGCAGAAUCCCGGCCGUAACAUCAUUGCAUAUUUUGAGACUCAUCGGCCCGAAAAUAUCGCUGCCCUAAGGAUCGCUUGGGAAAAGGUUUUGCAAUCAGAGCCAAUAUUCAACUUGGUAUUUGAGGUGGACGAAUUACAUGGGUAUAUGCAUGAGGCUGCGCAAGUUCCGUUCGUUUGGGAAGAGGUGAUGGUCAGCACCGCCUCUUCAUAUGAACAAGAGCUGGGCAAAUGGCUGCCCACGGAGGAAUACAUAGGUUCAAGUUUCAAAGUCAUAACUCUUCAGCCGAAGGGGGAACAGGGCCGAAGUACAGUUAUCUGGAGGGUACACCAUGCCAUGGUCGACGGCGUUUCGUUUGCUUUGAUUCACUCAAAGAUUCGGCGUAUACUCUCUGGGCAGCCACUUGUGGCUGGCCCCUCCUUCUUGGAGUUCUCUCAGAAAUUGAGGUUGAUUCAACUCAAGGGCCACAAAUCUGCAGUGGCAUUUUGGGCCCGGAAGCAAGGUACUUCGCCUCAUGCACCAACGCGCCUGUUGCUUCCAGAUCGACCAAGCGACCAGGGCACACCCGCAACACUCAACGGCCAAAUUCAGAUCAACUCCAACGUCCAGAGGCUAGGAGAGUAUGCAAGGAAGAAGGGGAUCACGCUCCCAUCACUCUACUUUGCUGCAUGGGGCCUCGUUGUGGCUAGAUACGCUGACUCGGACUCCGCCUCGUUCGGCGCUGUUCUCUGUGGACGCAACUUUCCCAUAGAAGGGGCACAGUCUAUUGUAGGACCGAUGAUGAACAUGCUACCAUUUCAUAUCUCUCUGGAUACCUACAUCACAGUAGAUGAAUACCUAAGGGCGGUCUUUAAUUCCUUGGUGGAGAUAAUGUCAUUUCACUGGAGUACGCCCAACCAUGGCUAUUCUCGGAACUUUUCGUCAGCUGUGAACAUCCAGUGUGAAAAGUCAACAUUUGAGGAGACUUCAUUUUCCCCAAUACAAGAACCCUUCAGCCAGGUAGUUUCGGAUAUUCCGAUACAGGUUGAAGUUGCGAGAUGUGGGCGCAUUUACCUGACCUACAACACAGAGUCAUUUGAUCAUGUUCAGAUGGGACGCAUGAGUACCGCACUGUCCAGAAUCCUUGAUGCUCUCAUAACGCCAGGAUUGUCUUUGAAAGCCUGCCUCGAGUCACCAAUCGGACCACUGGAACGAGCAGAAUUAGGCAGUCUGGGGAACUGGGAGUCUAUACUUUCGAGACGAGGCUCAACCCAGGAGGACCUGGUCUCGCUGUUCGAGCGCGCAGCGGAGGCUAACCCCCAGCUGGUCGCCGUUCAGGAUACCUUACGGACUCUCACGUAUGCAGAGCUUCACCACCAGUCAUCAGUUGUUGCUGGGCAGCUGCUGGCUUUCGUCGCCCCUGGAGACGUUGUGUGUGUCCAUGCUGACGGUAGCAUGAACUGGAUCGUUGCCAUUUACGCAGUCCUCAAGGCAGGCGCAACAUACUGUCCACUGGAUCAACACCUCCCCGACGCCGAUCGAGCCAUCAAGUUUGGAGCCGCUAAUGCAAAGGCUUACCUAACUGGACAAGCAGCGCCUACGGCCAAGCCAACUUGGUGCCCCGUAUGGCUUUCCGUCGAACAACUACUUGUGGAGGAAUGGAUUCCUGCCUUUAUUCGAGGCCUUCCCACGCAGAAAGAACGACUGGGAUCGAAUGCGUACAUCUGCUUCACAUCUGGGUCAACCGGAAAGCCCAAGGGCGUCAUUUGCCGACACGAAGGGCUGGUAGCGUUCCAGCAAGACUUUCGUGUUCGGCUGUGUGCACGACCUGGAUGGAGGGUUGCGCAGUUCAUGUCUCCGGGAUUUGACGGCAGCAUCCACGAGAUAUUCUCGGCUCUGUGCUAUGGCGCUACUCUGGUUUUGAAGGACGCUUUGAGGCCAUUUGAUCAUCUCAAGGUAUGCAAUACGGCAAUCCUGACGCCUUCGGUUGCCCAGGCACUUGAUCCUGCCGACUUUGAGGGAUUACAGGUAGUUUAUCUCGUCGGCGAAGCCGUUCCUCAGAGUGUGUGUGAUAAAUGGGCUUUUCAGAGGCAACUUUUCAACAUGUAUGGACCAACUGAAGCUACGUGUGGCGCAACCAUCAAACCGCUGACUGCGCAAUUGCCUGUGACUCUGGGGGUUCCAACCUCCUCAACGAGAAUCUACAUUCUCGACGGCCACAAACAACUAGUUCCUCGAGGCGUCAUUGGCGAGAUAUAUCUUGCCGGGAUACAAGUUGCGGAUAAAUAUGUUGGGCAACCUGAUGAGACAUCGAAGAAAUUCUCCUUGGAUUCCAUCAACCCCGAGUACAGCGACGAGUACAUGUAUCGAACAGGCGAUCGUGGAUUUUGGAACGAAUGCGGAGAACUGCUGUUCUUGGGCAGGGCUGAUCGCCAAGUCAAACUCCGAGGAUUUCGAAUAGACCUGGACGAUCUGGAGGUUCGAAUGACCAAAGCUGACGGCCAAUGCACGACAACAGCCGUGAUCAUCAAGGACGACAGUCUUGUGGCCUUUAUCCAGCCUGCCAACCUGGACAUACAAAAGUUCAAAUCACAUAUUCGCCAGCACAUUCCCGUCUACUCGUUACCCCACCAUAUCAUAGCUGUGAAUUCAUUCCCCACCACACCAACUGGGAAGCUUGACUAUAAGGCUCUUGCCUCUGAGGCGAACGAGGAACCUAUGCCAGAUCAAAUAUCAGUCGAUUCAGAGAAGAAAAUCACCACAGCGCUAAGAUACGUGCUGGGAAUAUCUGAAAAUACGGAUAUAGACUGUGAGGCUAGUUUCAGUGAGCUCGGAGGGAAUUCCAUCCACGCAAUGCGCCUGAAACAUCGCCUGUCCAGAGAUUUUGAGCAACAUGUCUCAGUCAGUAUGAUUCUUGAAUCUGUCAGCAUCCGAGAUUUGGCUAAGGCGGUCGCACGACUCCAACCCACAGGCGAUAACCACGCUGGUUUGACACUUGAAGAUCAUCACACGUCACCUAUUGAGAGCGAGUGGUGGUACAAGUAUCAACAAAACAUCGGAACAUCUUCGUUCAACGUCUCAUAUGCCUGCAAACUUCCUCAAUCCCUCGACCGUCUUCGAUUGGUAUCAGCCUGGAAUCUUGUUCUGCGUCGUCACCGUAUUCUGAGGUGCAAAUAUCGGCUUUCGGGUUCUCGCGGCUUGAUCAGGGAAUACUUCCCGCACCCGCCUACUACAAAGGAGGUUGAUGUCAUGGAUAUCAAGACAGAGGUCAACACCACUUUCAAUGUGACGCGAGGAGAUGAACUGAUCCGAGUUUUGGUCUCGUCAAAGCACAUGCUUGUUGUUGUCAGUCAUAUCAUCUGCGAUUUGACAACCCUCGGCAUCUUACUACGAGAAGUAGCAGAUGUGUACCACAGUAACGAGCUGUCUCCCGUCUUGAAAACAUAUUUUCAGACGGUGUGGUCAGUUCCUGCGGCACCCCAUAAUUUGGCAUUCUGGUCCCAGUAUCUUGAUGGUGCUUGUCAGCCUACGCCUUCCAUCUUGAACGAUGGAAAGAAAAGGAAGACUUGGAAUGGAUCAUCUCACGUCUUCGAGAUUGACAAAGCCGCAUACCAGGGAAUGAUCAGCUUUGUUUCUGCCAACAAGGUUACCAUGCACCAGUUAGUGAUAGGCGCUGUCGCACUAGCACUCCAACAAGAAAGUGAGGAUUGCGAUAUUGUGGUUGGCGCUCCUUACCUCAAUCGGAACUCUGAAGAGGACUUGGAAGUUGUCGGUCUCUUCCUGGAACCUCUGCCAAUCCGUGUCCGUUACUCAUCUAGUGAUGAAGAGAACGGCGUUCACAGUGAAAGCUUUGGAUCAUCCACCCCUUCGUUAAAGGUGAAACCAGACCCAUUCAUCAGGGCCGUGCAACAAUCCAGCAGAGCUGCACUCUCACAUGCAGUACCUUGGGACCAGCUUAUAAAACACCUGAAACUGGAACCCGACUUUCCAAACCAUCAUAUUUUCGAUACCAUGGUCACCUUUCACGAGGCUGACCAGAGUCUCCGCUUCCCCAUCAGGGACACACAAUUUCUACACACAUGGGCCGACGGUGCCAAGUUCCGGCUCAUGGUUGAAUUCACAUCACGGGAUGAUGGAACUGUCUCCGUCAGGUUGGAGUAUAGUACCGAGUGUCUGACGAGGGAGAAGGCGCAACUGAUUGGGCAGUUGGUGCUCGAGGCACUUCAAGGACUAGUUGCUGGUGACGGCUACCUUGGAACAAUCCGUCGACUUAGGGCUUUACGAAAUAAUGGUGCCUCGGAUGCCAUGAUGGAGCGGUAA